Messenger RNA from Pocillopora verrucosa, 1017 nucleotides. RefSeq lists its product as uncharacterized. NCBI's taxonomy places the organism in Eukaryota, Metazoa, Cnidaria, Anthozoa, Scleractinia, Pocilloporidae. The record is from RefSeq and is a predicted model, not a curated record.
AUGUUAAUAACAUCCGUGCUCGUGUUUGCAAUGUGUUUCACCCUGCGUGAAAUCGUCGCCACGGAAGAAACGCCUGAAAAAAAAGGAUUAGAAGAUGCUCCGGCGGCAGAAAUCCUGCCUGAACGUCAGAAAAGGUCCCGCGAAAAUAUAACGAAUGUCAUCCCAAACCUGAAUAAUGUUCAUCAACGACUGCAAGCUUUGGAGAAAAAGCUGGAAACAUUGCUAAGACCUAAAUAUGGGGAUUCAUGGUUCUCGAGCUACUUUUUGGGAGGGAAUGGUCGGAAUAACGGACGAGGCAUUGUUGGACCCCCAGGACCCCCGGGGAAAGAUGGAGCAGUUGGAAAACCUGGAAAACCCGGCAAGUCUGGGAUAAAGUAUGUUCGUUGGGGAAGAACGACGUGUCCCAGUGGUGCUCAGAUUGUUUACAAAGGAUUGAUUGGUGGUGGAUAUUACCUUAACCAAGGUGGUGGAGUGGACUAUCUCUGUCUUCCAAGCAGUCCAAAGUAUGACAAGUACAAAGACGGAGGGCAGAACUCGGGAUACAUGUAUGGUGCUGAUUAUCAAGUAUCCACUUUCAACCCUUUUAAGAAAAACCUCCAUGACCAUCAUGCACCGUGCGUGGUAUGUUUUGUCAAGUCUCGUGCCUCAAUGCUCAUGAUGCCCGCAAGAAAUGAUUGUCCAUCUGGCUGGACCGAGGAGUAUCAUGGGUACUUGAUGACUGCAUACCGGAGCCACAAGAAGCAACACAACUUCAUAUGUGUUGACGAGGACGCGGAGUCUUACUCAGGUUCUAAGGCAAAGAAACAUGGUGCAUUACUGUACCCCGUGGAAGGUGUUUGUAACUCACUCCCGUGUCGUCCAUAUGUAGAUGGACGAGAGUUGACCUGCGCUGUAUGCACCAAGUAACAUGAUGGCCGAUUCUUCUCGUUCUCAAAGGGCCACCAUUAAACUCUGGGAUUCUGAUUUUAUAGAUUUUAGUGAUUAUUUUGUCCAAAGAAAAGGUGCUGGUUGUAUGAA